This is a messenger RNA of Rattus norvegicus (Norway rat), 4606 nucleotides long. Lineage: Eukaryota; Metazoa; Chordata; Mammalia; Rodentia; Muridae. The record is from RefSeq and is a predicted model, not a curated record.
AAUCAAGGAGCCCACUGAAGGUGGGAGUCCUAAAAGGAAGUCUGGCAAUUGCUUAGUCCUCAACCCUUGGCACCCCAAACAACCCACUCUGUUGGGCACUUACCUUCCCCUUCACCCAAAACCCACUCAGUAUGUUCUUUCCCUAGGUCUUUUACUCUCCAAACUUCACACAAAAGAUUUAUUGCGAGGGAAGAGCGCAGGAAGGUGACUGCCUUGCUGAACGAUAAACAGCAGAAAAAUGAGUGGAAGACAAGGUUUAUUUACAUGAAAUUUCCAGGGGUGGGGGGAUUCUCCAGGAUGGCCCAGGAUUACAUGGGCUAAUCUAGGGACAAGCUCAGGGAUUGGUGCGUUUUUUUUUUCUGUAGGGCGGGGCCUGGCCAUUCUCCUGCCUUAGCAGCUGAGAACUGUUAUAGCUGUUAAGGAAUGUCAGUUAUGCCCUUUAGAGAGUGGGAGAGUGGUAGUGUGGUCAAAACUUAUGUGUAUUAUAAGGAGGAUGAGUAGCUGGGGAGGGAAGGGCCAGGAUGCUAGGAGGCGCUUUGCAAUGUAUAACUGGUAUUUAUGAUCCUGAGGGAGCCUGGAGGCCUGCAUGGAUUUUGGAUGUUUUUAAGCACCACAAACAGCCUUAUGUCCCUUCUGCCAGAGUAAGAAAGAAGGUUUGUAAAAAAACAAAAUCUAGAAGCCUGGGAAACCAGAAGAGACUGCUCCCUGCACACACAUUUCGGACGCCAGAGGAAAAAGCCAAAGACCAUCUGGAACCCUGGUGCACUGAAGCUCCCGGAAGGGGAGGCACAGGUCUUCCUGGUUGCUGCCGCUGCAGAGAGCCCCUGGGCAGCACCCCACGAGCGAACCUGAGCCUCGGGACCACAGUUCUGGUAGGAAGGUUGAGGAUACAAAAUAAAAACCUUAUGAUGAAAAAUCUUAUGAAGCCUUCUAGAACUCAUACCAGGAAGCUUGAAACAGAUAUGGAGAGCUAUCAAGAUCCAGUGUUGAUCAUAAGGGUGUCAGCUUCUCCUUCAGGAUUGCCAUAUCUUCAACAUCAGAGGCAACAAGAAUGGAUAUGAUUUUAGUACAUCUUUGUGGUCACCAAUGCACAUAUGGUUUCUAGCUUGUGAACAGUAUUUUGUAUGUACUUUCUGUUCCUACCAACUUCCCUACAGACUUCUACUCCAGUAUGAUGCAAGAUGACAUCAUUGGUUGAGGAUGGGCCAUUAAGAAAUUAAGAGAACUGAGCAUUCUCUUGCAGUUUCCAUUCUUUGACUCCAUUCUGAUUUGAAGAGUUAACAAAAACUAUAAACCUAGGAGUAUACAUAUAUAAGAACAAAAUUUAACAACACUUAUAGGUGUUUAACCAAAGCUACUUCAGAAACACUACCAUAUAAUAAGUCAGUUUUUAAAAUUAACAAGAAGAUUAAAUAAUUUCAAACUCUCCAGUCCUGCACCAAAAUAAUGGAGGAUUCUACUUAUCACCUAUAUGUGUAGAGAAGAGCUAGCAUGAACAGCCCCAAGAAUAGAAAAAACAUCUAAACCAGUAUCUUUAUUUUAAAAUAAGUGUCAAAUGAACACAAUCUUUGAUACUGAAAUUGUAAAUAUUUCAUGUGUGUAUGCACCCAUUCUUGUGUAUGCAGAUAUGCAUGGUAUGCAUGGUUGCCAAAGAACAACCUCAGGAGCCUUCCACCUUUUAUUUGAGACUAGGCCUUUUACUGACAUGGGAAUUUGCCACUUAUGCUAGCCUAGCUUGACACUGGGCUUCCAGGGAUAUCCCUUUCUCUUCUUCCCAUCACCAGAAUCACAGCACCACACUACCAUGUCCAGCAGCAUAAGUGGGUUCUGGGGAGCCAAGCUUAAGUCCUCUAAGUACUUUAGCCACUGAGCCAUAUCCCAAGUUUUGAAAUACUUCACAGACAUAGAAAUGCAAAUAUAGACAGCUAUAGAUACAUAGAUGAAGAUAUAGAGAUAAAGACAAUAUAGAGCUAUAGAUAGAUAUAAAAUAGAGAUAUAGACUGUAGAUAUAUAGGUGGAAAUACAGAUACAUGUAUAUAAGAUAGAUAUAGAUAAUAUAGAGCUAUACACAUAGAGAUGGAGGUAUAUGAUUAUACAUGUACACCAAUGCAAGUGUGCCCUGAGAGAAAAAUAAAACAUACUUAACUAAAAUGUCUACUAUAAACUCUGAAAUGUGUGACCAUCCUACUUCUUCCACAAGUAAACUCACUUUUGUGACCAGUGUAUCAAAUGGCUUUUGCCUCAUCUUGCUUGUGACCUGUCUGUGAAGGUCGUCCUACACUCUGGCAUUUAAGGAAAGAGUAGCUGGAAGAACAUCCUGCUGACUUACAAGUCAGAGUAGACACUGGUCACACAUACCAGGACCAUAUGCCAUCUUACUUCACUACUCUACAUCAAUUAGACUUAAGUUCUCUAAAAAGUAUUAGGUGUGCCCCAAGCUUUGGGCAACAUCAAUCCAUUGGUAUAUACAACUUUUCUUUUUCAUGUUAACUAGAGAACAAAAGACCUAAUAUCCACUAACGUUGAUAACAUAUACUGAUACUAUUAUUUUGCAUGUCUUUAACGUGUGACAGAGGCUUCUCAGAGCCUACACGCUGUAGGAAGACCACUAAUACUGAAUGUUAGACAGUAAACUUUUUACUGAAUUUUCCCUAUGUAUUGUGAAGUGAAAAAAGUCAUUAAUGACGUUGAAAAAAAGGGAAGAGUGAAGAGGGAUGAACUGACAGAACAAAACACAAACCCAGACAGAUGGAGCAACAAUACCAGAGGGGAGAAUAGAUCAUCUUAGUAGAGAACAGACCAGCUCACUGUGAGACUGAAUGAGAGUGAUGAAGAAUGGAGGGCACACACACAAUAAGUAUUAAACAUGUGUAAAGCCAAUAGUUCUGCUUAACAGCUCUCUGAAUGGUUAAGGAAAAAACUAUACAUAAAGAAAAAUAGACAGUUUCUUCACAAAAAAACUAUACUAUUCACAAAAUAAUAUGCUGUUAUAGGUCAUACUGAAUAGUAUUAGGAUCUAAGCAGACUGAAGUGUUAAACUGAUGUCUUAGUUCUUUCUCUAUUGCUAUGAUAAAUAUACCAUGAUCACAACAUCUUAGAAAAGAGACUGCAAUGGCUGGGUGAAGCCAUUGUAACAGGCAUCUGGAACAGCAGCUGGAAACUCACAACUUGGUUCACAAGCAGGAAGCAGACAGUAUGCUGGAAUGGAAUGAAUAUUUCAAAACCAAGCCUACCCCCAGGGGGACACCUUCUGCAACAAGGCCUCAUCCCGUAAUCCUUCCAAAAUAGUUCCAACAUCAGACUAAGUAUUGAAAUAUGUGAGCCUAUGAAGACUACUCUCAUUCAAACCAUCAGAGCUUUCUUCUACCAGCUCCAUCAGUUUCAGCUCAAAAUUUGAUCAUCUGUUGUUGUUACUUAUUCCUCCAUUUUCUCUGUACUAUUGCAUAACAGGAAUAAGGAGAGAAAAUAAUCAAGUGAAAAAAAGGACAGGAAAGUCAGGUUUCCUAACCGGCAUUUAUAACCUCAGUACACAGGAGGAUGAGCUAGGAGAAUCUCAAGUUCAAAGCCACUAAAAUCAGAAGUAUAAACUACAGUAUAAACUACAAUGAGAUGCUAUCACAGACACACACACACACACGCACACACACGCACACACACACACACACAGAGACAGAGACAGAGACAGAGACAGAGAGACAGAGACAGAGACAGAGAGAAUAUAUAGCUAAGCCAAAGUUUGGAAAUACAAUUUUAUCCAAUUGUACCACUGCUCUGCCCUCUCCCCACCCCAUGAAAGGAAAUGCAGAGUGGUCAACAUAUGUUCACAUUCAGAAAUCUCUUUCCAUGCUAUGUGAACUAAGCAACUGGAAGUUUAACAACGUCUUGAUCCUAUUUGUCAAUGUGUUUGUGACCCACUAGUGGUGUGAAGUUGAACUUAGUGAUAGUCCCAACUUUAUCCAUCCUUUUCUACUAACUAUUCUUUUCAUAAAUCAUGAGGCAAUUUAAAAUGGAACAUCUCAGAAUGUGUCACUUAUUUUAAAUUUAGAUGGCUUCCACAAUGUAACUGAAUACAUUUCAGAGAAUACUUACAGAAACUCCCUAAUGUUGCAUGAAAAAUGCAUGUGUCUAUGAUAGUUUUUCUAAAGACAGUGCUCAUGAAUUUAUAGUUUCUUGAAAGGCUUAUGUUCCCGAACUGUUGUGAACAGUAUUAUUCUUCCUCCUGUAAUGUUCAAAGAACAGACCAUUUAAAGAUUUACUAAGGAAGUCAGAGAGAACAGCAAAUAAUUGGGUUGUGCAUCUUCUUGGGGUAGCUGGGAGGUCUGCAUGCUUAACUGCAAAGAGCUGAAGUCACUGUUUUAAGAAACAAACUGUACUCUUUCCUGGCAUAUAUUUUUAUUACAUGGGCUGCUUUGAAAUAAGGGAAAGGUCCAAAUUAGAAAGCUGGGCAAUGGUGGUACAAACCUUUAGUCACAGAACUCCUGAUCUCUAGCCAUGGACACAAAUACAUAUGCGCACACACACGCACAUGCACACACAUGCAUGCGCGCACGCACACACACACACACACACACACACACACACACACACAUACACACACACACGCACA